Manis pentadactyla (Chinese pangolin) is the source of this 5320-nucleotide messenger RNA. It is a transcript of the gene PML, whose product is annotated as PML nuclear body scaffold. Bases 33 to 2819 code for a protein of 928 amino acids. Gene Ontology annotation, molecular function: ubiquitin-protein transferase activity; zinc ion binding. The transcript has 9 exons. Gene Ontology annotation, biological process: PML body organization; positive regulation of DNA-templated transcription; intrinsic apoptotic signaling pathway in response to DNA damage. Lineage: Eukaryota; Metazoa; Chordata; Mammalia; Pholidota; Manidae. Gene Ontology annotation, cellular component: PML body; nucleoplasm; chromatin. The record is from RefSeq and is a predicted model, not a curated record.
CCUCGGACAGCUCUGAACCCUCCUUUUGGCGCAUGCCUCUCAUUGCUCUUCUGCUCUCCAAGAUCGAAACGGGGAAUCGAAACUGCCUGAUGCCCAUGCAGCAGGAAUCUGCAUCCGCCGGAUCUCCGGGUCCCCAACAGGACCCCGCACUGCCCCACACGCCCACCAUGCCUCCCCCGGAGUCACUCUCCGAAGGCCACCAGCCCAACCCCAUCCACAGCCCCACAGAGCAAGCCACGGAGGAGGAGUUCCAGUUCCUACGAUGCCAGAGCUGCCAGAUAGAAGCCAAGUGCCCGAAGCUGCUGCCUUGUCUGCACACGCUGUGCUCAGGAUGCCUGGAGGCACCGGGAAUGCAGUGCCGCAUCUGCCAGGUGCCCUGGCUCUCAGGUGCUGAGGCGCCUGCCCUGGAUAACGUCUUCUUCGAGAGUCUCCAGCGACGCCUGGCGGUGCACCGGCAGAUUGUAGACGCGCAGGCAGUUUGCACCCGUUGCCAAGAGCCUGCCGACUUCUGGUGCUUCGAGUGCGAACAGCUUCUCUGCGCCAAAUGCUUCGAGGCGCAUCAGUGGUUCCUCAAGCACGAGUCUCAGCCGCUGUCAGAGCUCCGCAGCCAGUCGGUGCGCGAGUUCCUGGACGGCACGCGCAAGUCCAACAACAUCUUCUGCUCCAACCCCAACCACCGCACCCCUACGCUGACCAGCAUCUACUGUCGAGGCUGCUCCAAGCCGCUGUGCUGCUCGUGUGCACUCCUGGAUAGCGGUCACAGCGAGCUCAAGUGCGACAUCAACGCGGAGAUCCAGCAGCGGCAGGAGGAGCUGGACACCAUGAUACAGGAUCUGCGGGAGCAGGACCGCGCCUUCGGUGCGGCGCACGCGCAGAUGCGCUCGGCUGUCAGCCAGCUGGGCCGCGCGCGCGCAGACACCGAGGAGCUGAUCCGGGCGCGCGUGCGCCAGGUGGUGGCGCACCUGAUGGCGCAGGAGCGCCAGCUGCUAGAAGAGGUGAACGCGCGGUACCAGCGCGAGUACGGAGAGAUGGCCGCCCAGCUUAGCCGCCUGGACGCUGUGCUGCAGCGCAUCCGCAUGGGCGGCGCGCUCGUGCAGAGAAUGAAGCUCUACGCCUCGGACCAGGAGGUGCUGGACAUGCACGGUUUCCUGCGCGAGGCGCUCUGCCGCCUGCGCCAGGAGGAGCCGCAGAGCCAGCAGGUGUCUGUGCGCUCCGACAGCUUCGACGAAUUCAAGGUGCGUCUGCAGAACAUCACCGCUUGCAUCACCCAGGGGACAGAUGCAGCUCUACCCAGGACAGCCAGCCCAGAGGCUGCCAGCUCGCCCAGCGAUCCUACUGACAGUGACCUGACAGAGAAGGUGCAGAGGGCUCAGGCACAGGUCCCAGGGCUGGCUGAGACCCAGCCUGUGGCUAUGGUGCAGUCGGUGCCCGGGGCACACCCUGUGCCAGUAUACGCCUACUCCAUCAAAGACUCCUCCUUUAGAGAGGAGGUCUCCGACACAGUCAUACCACAGAAGAGGAAGUCCUGCCAGACCGAGGGUCCCAGGAAGGCCAUCAAGAUGGAGUCUGAGGACGAGAAGGAGGCGAGGUUGGCCCAGAGGUCCCCUGAGCAGCCCAGACCUAGCACCUCCAAGGCAGUCUCGCCACCCCACCUGGACGGGCGUCCCAGCCCUGAGAGCCCCACCACAGGGAGUGAGGACUUCCUGCCAAACAGCAACCAUGCGACCAGUGACCCCGGGGAGGCAGAGGAACGCAUUGUCGUGAUCAGCAGCUCAGAAGACUCUGAUGCCGAAGACUCGGUGAGUGGCCCAGAAGUUCGGCCCAGGACUCCUGCCUCCCCCGGUUCCAGGUCCCAGGGGGCGCAGCCACAGCAGUCUUCCCAAGAGCUGGAUGACAGCAGCAGCGAGUCCAGUGACCUCCAGCUGGAGGGCCCCAGACCCCUCAGGGUCCUGGACAACAGCCUCACCGACCCCCAAGCAGAAGACAGGCCUCUGGUUUUCUUUGACCUCAAGAUUGACAGUGAAACCCAGAAGAUUAGCCAGCUGGCCGCUGUGAACCAGGAAAGCGAGGUCGGCGCACUCACCCAGCCACGGGCCCUCUUCGGCUCCUGCUCCCAGGCUGAGGCUGUCUCACUGGAGGCGGGGCUGCAGCACUUCCUUGGCUUUCUGAGCUCCAUGCGCCGCCCCGUUUUGGUCUGCCAUCAGCUCUGGGGGCCCAGUCUCCCCAGCUUCUUCCAGGCCCUGGCAGACAUGGACAGGCUCUGGGAGUUCCAGGAGGCCAUCUCGGGCUUCCUGGCCGCUCUGCCUCUCAUCCGGGACCGCGUGCCCAGGGCCGGCAGCUUCAAACUCAAGAGUCUGGCCAAGACCUACCUGGCGAGAAACAUGAGUGACCGCAGCGCCCUGGCUGCUGUGCUGGCCCUGCGCGACCUGUGCCGCCUUCUGGAAGUCUCCCCGGGCCCCCGGCUGGGGCAGCACGUCUACUCCUUCAGCAGCCUGCACUGCUUUGCAUCCCUGCAGCCCCUGGUGCAGGCCGCCAUCCUGCCCCGGGCCUUGGCCCGCCUCCUGGCCCUCCACAACGUGAGCUUCAUGGAGCUGCUGACCGCACACCGCCGUGACCCGCAGCGGGGCUUGAAGAAGUACAGCCGCUACCUGAGCCUGCUGACCACCUCCUCGCCCCCUGCCCGGCCUGCUUCCAACCUGCAGGCCCUGAGCACCUACUUCGUAGGCCUGUUGGAGGGGCCGGCCCUGGCACAGGCAGAAGGCAUCUCUACCCCUCUCGCCGGUCACAGCCUGUCAGAAAGGGCCUCUCAGCAGAGCUGAGAGGAGGCAAUGGCUGGCUUGUAAUCUCCUGGGGCAGAAGGGGAUGGGAUCUCUGAGCCAGGCCCCACCCUGGUCCCAGGACUCAGUUGUCAUUUGCUCUAGGAUCAGGUCUCCUCUGGGACCAAAUUCCCCUUCUCUAAAAUUCCCACAGAGAAAUUUCCGAGCCCAAGCAGCUACCCCUGGAGGGCCACCAGAUCUGCAUGUAGACCCCGGGGGCACCAGUGGGCUAGUUCUCCAGACCUCCGACUCCUCCCUUCCAGGAGCCCCAGCUGGGGAGGUUUGGGGUGAAGAAGCCGUGGCCUCUAGGCUCUCGGCAGCCCCCAUCUUGCCCUUGCCACCUGAUGGCCACUUCCAGGGGUGUCCUUGCUGCCCCUCCCUGACCCCAGCACCUGCUGACGCUCCCAGGGACACUGCCUGCAGUGCUGCCGUGCCCCACCAGUAGCCAAAGUGCCUUUCAAACCAAACUGGCCCACACGAGUCUGGGUUCUCCCAGUGCCUACACCUCUGACGGCCAGCUUCCUACUCGCUUCCCCUUCAGGGCAUUUUCAUCCCCAAAGGGCCUCAUCGCUGCAGAGAGAGAAGCUGCUGCUUCAUGCCCAACCCUGCUUCCAAAGUCUGACCCUUCUAAGCUUGCUUGCUUGCUUCCUUCUGGCCACACGAGCCCCUGCCCUUAGUGGGGCUUGGAUCUUCGGUCCUCAGGCCACCAAACCCUCUCAGCUUGGCCCGUCGCUCUGUCUGUGCUGCCCCUCAGCCCCAUGGAGGAAGCCCCCCAACGCAGCUGCUCACCACAUACUCCAGCAGCCCACAGCAUUGGCAGCCCCUGGGAGCCUCUACUCCAGACCUCAGAAUCCAAAUCUUUGGGGUGGGACCCAGCAAGCUUUUCUAGCAGAUUCUCCAGAUAAUUCAACAGAGGUCUGUUAGUUUCAGAACCGUUGCUCUGACAGACUGCUCCUCAAAGGAAAGACAGUGUGGAGCAGGAGAGAAAUUUCUGGCCCUGACCAGACUGUGCAUAUCAAGUGUGAUGCGGGGAAGGGCUCUCUCCUGAGUGUCCCCGCCUAUAAAACAGGCUGGUUGGCUCAGAUGGUCUCAGAGCUCCCAUGCAGCUCAGCCAUUCUGAGCUUUAAGAAUGGACAGCAGGCCGCUGGGAUAGUGGACAAGAUGCUUUUUAUUCUUGAACCCUAGCUCCCGGCCCUAAGCCAAGGCCACCAGCCUUAAGGUCACACCAGCGAUCACCAGAACAUAAGCAGGUCAGGGCCAUCCCCCUGACUAGCCGAAGCACUGUCCUCUGCCCCACCGUCCCUCUUUGGCUCCUCACCAGUAGGGUGCAGCCCAGGUUUCCAGCCUCUCUGGCCUCAGCUCUCACGGGGGUGAAGUCCAUGUGCCCACACCUCAGCGCCAUCCAGUGGGUCCCCUGAAAAUCCACUAAGGAGUUACAUGAACUUGCCACCAUGGUGCGAGUGCUGGCUCUGACAGUGAACCCCGGUGUGCUUCUAGUAGGGUUCUGAUUUGAAGCAGGCAUUGGCUCUGAAGCUCCUGUGUGAACGGGCUGAUGGUGGAGGGAAGGCGGGGCUGUGAUGACCAUCUGGCAGCUGGAGGCCAGUGAUUGGCCCACCCCUCAGAUCAUCUCCCCUCAGCCUCACCCUGGACCCAGCAGCACCCGCUGACCUCCAGCGCCGAGUCCAGCCCCACAGUGCUUGCUGUCUUCAGAAGUAGCUGAUCAUGGGUUUUAUAAUUAAGGGCUGUUCUGCCCUCUCUGCACUUUCAUGGCCUUAAUAAAUAUGUGAAUCUUCAAAGCCUGAUGUACCAGUCAACUCCGCCUGGCCCACCCCUGGAGCCACUGAGCAGCUUCUUGCCUGGUGAAGAGGGGGCACUGGGCCUGGGAGAGCUGUUUGCUGUGGGGACCUUUCAGGACUUAGCAGAUCUGACAGUCCCUUGUUUCCCCAUGCUGAGGGCUUCACAGAUGCGAACACCCUAAUCCAAGACCCAGAGUGGGCCUGCCAGGGAUCAUCUCCCAAACGGAGAGCCACGCUAGCACAAAGGUACCAGCUGCAAGAAUCGCCUGCUAGAGGGAGUCAGGAGCCAUAGACCAGGGUCUGUAGGACUUUACCUCUGCCCCCUGCCGGGCAAUGUUGUACCUCUGUCUGUCCCCCACUCACAGGGGGUUAAGCCCCUAGCGAGGGAAGUGGGGGAGGCCCAAGACAUUAGCAACGUGUAAUUCAUGUGCUGCUGUCUUGGAUGCCACAGAUGGAGUUCUCGUCGGUACCUGCAAAUAUUCCCAUGGCACAGGCAGUGCAGGAAUUAGCCCUCCUCUGGCCUGGGUGCGCAGACCGCUGGUGUCAUUUGAUCACUGUAACUGCUUUAACCCCACCUCCUGUCCCAGAUGCCCAAAUUCCAGUCCUGGAAUUUUAGUCUCUAAGAGCAAGUACAUAAAUAUGUCACCUUCUAUUCAUCCUUGAAUUUUAUCUCUGGCCUAGCAAGCUCAGUGAGCUCGCGGUGUCAGA